GGGCUGUGGACCUGGAUGCUGUGGCAGAUGAGACAGAACGGAAAGCCUUGGAGGGGAUCAUCAGCAACUUUGGGCAGACCCCUUGCCAGCUGCUCAAGGAGCCCCAUCCUCCCCGACUCUCUGCCGAAGAUGCUGCCCGUCGCCUGGCACGGCUUGAUACCUACUCGCCAAACCUCUUCCAGAACCUUGACCAGCUCAAGGCCUUCUUUGUUGAGGGCAUCAGCGAUGGAGUUCCUUUGGUGUUGGCUGUAGUGCCCCAUCGGCAGGCUCACUCCUUCAUGACCCAGGGAUCUCCAGAUUUGCUGGUGACAGUGAGUGCCAAUGGGCUGCUGGGUACCCACAAUUGGCUGCCUUAUGAUCGGAACAUCAGCAACUACUUUACUUUCAGCAAGGACCCUACUGUGUCCAAUGCCAAGACCCAGAGACUACUGAGCGGCCCUUGGCCACUGGGUAGGGGCGUGAGUGGCCGUGCUUUGGCUGUGGCCCCAGAUGGGAAGCUCCUGUUCAGCGGCGGUCACUGGGAUGGCAGCCUACGAGUGACCAGCCUGCCCCGAGGCAAACUACUGAGCCAGCUCAGUCGCCACAUCGAUAUAGUGACCUGCCUGGCUCUGGAUCUAUGUGGACUCUACCUCAUCUCGGGCUCCCGGGACACAACCUGCAUGGUGUGGCAGGUCCUGCAACAGGGUGGUCUGUCAGCAGGGUUGGCUCCAAAACCAGUUCAGGUACUGUAUGGGCACGAGGCCGAGGUGACUUGUGUGGCCAUCAGCACCGAGCUGGACAUGGCUGUGUCAGGUUCCAAGGAUGGAACAGUGAUCAUCCACACCAUCAGGAGAGGUCAGUUUGUGGCCUCGCUCCAGCCUUUAGGGGGUGCGGUGCCUGGGCCUGUGGCCCACCUGGCCCUGGGGCCUGAGGGCCAAAUUGUGGUGCAGAGCUUGGCUCAGGAAAGACCAGGGGCCCAGAUGAGCUAUUUCCUGCACCUCUAUUCAGUGAAUGGGCGGCUGCUGGCAUCGCAGAAGCUGGAGGAGCAAACCACGGCCCUGGCCCUGACCGAUGCCUUUGUGCUGCUGGGCACAGCCCAGUGCAACCUUCACAUCCUCCACCUGCACAGUCUGCUUCCAGCUGUGCCCUCGAUGUCCAUGAAGGUGCCCAUCCACAGCGUGGCAGUGACCAAGGAGAGGAGCCACAUUCUUGUAGGGCUGGAGGAUGGAAAGCUGAUAGUGGUGGGAGCUGGACAACCGUCGGAGGUGCGCUCAGGGCAAUUUGCCAGGAGGCUUUGGAGAUCUACACGGCGGAUCUCGCAGGUGUCAUCUGGGGAGACGGAAUAUAACCCUCCCGAGGCAAAGUGAACAUCUGCCCAUGCCACCCCUCCCGGUGGGGCAGGCCCCGGGCCGGGCCCUCUGUCCCGGCGCCUGGCGUGCAGCAGCCGCUCCUCUCCUCUGGAAGGGGCCCGGAGAACAUAUGCACUGGCCCUAGGUCCCUUGGACUGGCAGGCCCCGCGCUCCAGCCCCGCUUCGGUGGGGGCUGGAAGCGCGGGAGAAGGCGGGGCGCUCUCAGUCUAGUCACUGGACAAAUCCCCUUUUUUUCUGAGGGAGCAGAAAAAGCCUCCCUUUCUCAGGCUAAGAGGUCUGGCACAAGCCUCUAGGCCUUGGGGCUGGGGAUUGUUGUUGGCAAGAUGGCAUGCCCCGCCCCUCAGCUCAGGGAUUGGUGGGGGCCGGCAUCCCUAGCAAAGGCCCGCCCCCUGGCAGGUAUGGGGGCGGGGCAGCGCAGCCUUUCUCUGGCUGGACCGGGGAAACGAGGCUUGGCAGUUUGUGGGUGGGGGCGAGGGGUGCCCCGCCUUCCCUGGGGAGCUAGCCCCUGGGCCCUGUCCACGUGGCAGCACUUUGCACAGCCUGGGGGUGGGAAGAGAGGGGAUGUCUGUGAUGGUCUGUCUUCCCCUUUCCAAACCCCCAAGCACAAAGGGGCCAGUGCCCGGUGCCGUGGCCUUAACCCUGUCCCUGUAAGUGGCCUUCCCCCACCAAUAAACCUGCUGAUUUUCUA
Molecule: messenger RNA, 2037 nt
Organism: Gracilinanus agilis (Agile Gracile Mouse Opossum)
Lineage: Eukaryota; Metazoa; Chordata; Mammalia; Didelphimorphia; Didelphidae
Product: neurobeachin-like protein 2
Exons: 11
Biological process (GO): intracellular protein localization
Cellular component (GO): membrane; cytosol
Molecular function (GO): protein kinase binding
Source: RefSeq, a predicted model, not a curated record